Messenger RNA from Cynara cardunculus var. scolymus (artichoke), 1524 nucleotides. RefSeq lists its product as uncharacterized. The coding region runs from base 1 to 1524 and encodes 507 amino acids. Gene Ontology annotation, molecular function: nucleic acid binding; zinc ion binding. The record is from RefSeq and is a predicted model, not a curated record. The transcript is spliced from 2 exons. Lineage: Eukaryota; Viridiplantae; Streptophyta; Magnoliopsida; Asterales; Asteraceae.
AUGUCUAUUACUGCUCUUUAUGGAACUCUCCAUAAUUAUGAGCAAACCAAGCUUCUCAAAAAGGCAUUAUUAAAGGAUCCCAGAACUUCUUCUCAUGUUGCCAUUCUAUGCAGUGAUACGAGGAAGCCAGUCAGUGAACCUCGUAUUACUUAUCUGACUGAGUCUGAAGAAGAUGCUGUCAGAAAAGAAGAACUUGCUGAAAGCCAUGCUGAUGAUGCUGAUGAUGAGGGUGAUGAACUCUCAGUUAAUGACUUGGCUGACAACAUGGCCAUGAUGGCUACCAACUUCAAAAGGUAUGCCAAAAAGGGCUCUUCUAACUUCUCUACCAGAUCUAAGGUAACCGACCGAAGAACCUUAGAUCAAUCUAAGUCAACUCCUCUUGAUCUGUCAAAUGAGGAGUGCUUCAAUUGUGGCAAGAAAGGUCACUUUGYUGCUGAGUGCAAAAGCAAAAGGAUCUCUAAGCGUCAUCCUUCUCAUCYYUCUAGCCGAUCCUCUCACGAUAAGUACAAGGCAAAGUACAAGAGAGAAAAGGCAAAGAACCAGAGCCUUCAGAGAAAAGGUAAGGGUCUCAUCGCUGAGAUUCAUGACUGGAUUGAUGAGCCAACCUCUUCCUCCAGUGACGAGGACAUGGCACAUCUGUGUCUAAUGGCCAAAAUCCAGAAGAUAGAAGACUUUGUCAAGGGAUCCUCCUCCUCUACUGCUGCUGUUGCUGAUCUAUCUUCUACCUCUAAGGAUGCCAAAGAUCUGGUCAAACCAAAGAAGGUAAAUAACUUAUCCUCUCUCUGUGAAUCUGAAAAGGUUCAAGCUUAUGAUUCUUUAUCUGUUGAUCCUUACAAUACUAGAUCUGCUAAGAAGAAAGCUGACCUUGAAAUCAAAAGUCUAACUAGUCAGUUACAUAAAUGCAUGAAUCAACUGAAAGACUUUGAUAAAUUGAAAAAUGACCUUAAAGAACAAAAGUUAAUAAACAAUGUUCUUAACAAAGAAAAAUCUAAGGUCUUUGAGAAGCUGGAGAAAGAAAAAGUCAUUCUUCAAAAAUGGGCUGGAUCAUCCAAGAACCUAGAUAAAAUUUUACAUGAUCAACUUUCUAUUGAAGUAAAGACUGGCCUAGGUUAUGAUGAUAUGGAUUUGUGUGCUCCUGAUGACUCUAUGUGCAUUUCUUCUUACAUUCUUUCUUCUUCCUCUCCAUCUCACUUAUCUGAUUCUGGCUUAGGACACCGACAGAUAUGGUACUUGGACAGUGGAUGUUCAAGACACAUGACUGGAAACAAGUCCCUGUUGAUCAACUAUGUGUCUGAACCAGGUCCUUUUGUAACCUUUGGAGAUAAUGCCAGAGGUACUACCGAAGGAUACGGUGUUCUUUCUAACGGCUCGGUUACCUUCAACCGAGUAGCUUAUGUGGAUGGAUUGAAGAACAAUUUGUUAAGCAUCAGUGAACUGUGUGAUCUCAACUUCAUUGUGAAGUUUGAAGAAAACCAGUGUACUAUUCUUGACUCUUCUGGCAAGAAGAUAUUAACUGGUAUCUGA